Messenger RNA from Nematolebias whitei (Rio pearlfish), 3275 nucleotides. RefSeq names its product methyl CpG binding protein 2 (gene mecp2). Gene Ontology annotation, biological process: negative regulation of transcription by RNA polymerase II. Gene Ontology annotation, cellular component: nucleus; heterochromatin. Gene Ontology annotation, molecular function: double-stranded methylated DNA binding; methyl-CpG binding; chromatin binding. The transcript is spliced from 6 exons. Lineage: Eukaryota; Metazoa; Chordata; Actinopteri; Cyprinodontiformes; Rivulidae. The record is from RefSeq and is a predicted model, not a curated record. The coding region runs from base 3 to 2906 and encodes 967 amino acids.
AAAUGGCCGCCGUGGGGAGCGGAGCGGACAGAGCGGUGGAGGACCAGGAAGGUGAUGAGAGACAAGUCGACGCACAGCCCUCCUCUCAGAGUAAGAGCAAGAAGGCUCGUAGGGAGCGUCACCAAGUCGAGCAGGGGGUAGAGAUGACAGCCGCAGGGGCGAAGCCACAGAGCAAGGUGUUGGAACCAGUUCCAUGUUCUUCAGAGACAGGACCAGGAUCAGAGUCUGCACCUGGGUGUGACUCUGAAGAAUCUCCCAGGCAGCGGCGCUCCAUCAUUCGGGACCGGGGACCAAUGUAUGAAGACCCCUCACUGCCUGAAGGCUGGACCCGAAAACUGAAGCAGAGGAAGUCUGGGCGUUCUGCAGGAAAGUUCGAUGUCUACCUGAUCAACUCGGAGGGAAAAGCUUUUCGUUCCAAGGUGGAACUUGUUGCCUACUUUGAGAAGAUUGGCGACGCAACCACAGACCCCAAUGACUUUGAUUUUACUGUAACUGGGCGUGGAAGCCCGUCUCGUCGUGAGAAACGCCCUCCCAAGAAACCAAAUGUGGUGAAACCAUCUGGGCGAGGCCGUGGGCGACCUAAAGGCAGCGGAAAGAUGCGACAAGCUACUGAAGGCGUGGCCAUGAAGCGAGUCAUUGAGAAGACUCCAGGGAAGCUGCUGGUUAAGAUGCCCUUUGGCAAGACGGAGUCCUCGUCUGGCGCAACAUCAAUGGUGGGGUCUCCAACUCCUACUGCCAAGUCCCGUCCAGGUAGAAAAAGGAAAUCCCAACAGGAACUUCCUCCUCCACCUCAUACUGCUCCUAAGAAACGAGGACGAAGACCAGCAUCAGCCGCACCGGUACCAUUGAUGACUCCGGUUUCCACCUCCUCUGCUUCAGUUUCUGGUAGCUCAACGGCUGGAAGCUACAGUGCAGCUGCCAUAUUGGCUGCUGAAGCUAGACGAAAAGCAGCCAAAGAGUCUUCCUCCAAACCUGUUGUUCAGGAAACAGCCCUGCCAAUCAAAAAACGCAAAACAAGAGAGACAGUGGAAGAGCAGGAAUGUGUUCACGCUCAAACAGUCACAAGUGCAGAACCUGGAAACAGGACUUAUACAGAGGAACAGGGAAGGACAACAGAGUGGGCUCUAAGCUCAGACCUUCAGCCCACCCCCUCUGAACAGAGCCAGUCCCAAAAGCAAGCUUGUGCCUCAGAUGACAACCAAUCGCUUGGACACAAAUCCCAUAAAGGUCAUCAGCACAAGGAAAAAAACGGAUCGGGAGAAACAGGAAGCAUAGGACAGGAACUAGGUGAAGAUGAAGGUGGGGGUGAAAAGAGUUGCAGCAGCAUUAGUAGCAUCAGCCCAGCAAAAAGUCACAAAAGGAAGGAACGACCACCUCAUAAACACCACCAUCAUCACUACCACCAUCAUCAUCAUCACCAAAAGUUACCUGCCUCAGCAUUAGAUCAGCAGUCAUCUCCUCAUCCUCCAGUACCUGGACUCUCAGCACUUUCUAGUCAAUCCAAACCUGAAGUGAAACCCCAGAGUGUGCCUCAGCUCGUCUCCAAACAAGCUCUACACAAGACUCAGUCCCCACCUGAAUCUCAGAAUCCUAUCCCUCAACCCCACCAGCAUCCUCAGCCUUGUUCUCAGUCCAAGAUCCCCAGUUCAUCUCGGACUCCACCUGUACCCCAACCACUUCACCACCCUCAGCCCCAUCUUCAGACCAAGGUGCCCAUUUCUUCCCAUCCCCAGCCUCAACAGCCUGUACCACAGACCUCCCCUGCCAAAAACAUCCCACCCAAACCACGGCUCCAAGAACCCCCAACCCUGUCUAAAGUUCAGCAACGAACCCAGCUUCAAGCUCUUCGUGCUUCACCUUACUCUGCACCCUUCUUGCACAGUCCUCCACCACAAGUAAAGGAUCCCCAACCAGAAACACAUCCUUCCCAAAUUUUGCCAAGACACCCUUCUCAACCUCAAAUACAAUCUCAGUCCAGAUUAUUUCUCCAGACACAACUACAACCCCAAAUCAGGACUCCAACACAGCCUCAGUCUCUGCCUAAGACCAGAGCCCUAACACAAGUUCAGAGUCAACCCCAGACCAGAACCUUGACCCAGUCUCAGUCGCAAACCCAGACCAGUACCGUAACACAAGUUCAGAGUCAACUCCAAACCAGGACUCCAACACCGUCUCAGUCUCAACCCCAGACCAGAUAUCCAACACAACUUCAGAGUGAACCCCAAACUAGGACCCUGAUACAUCCUCAGUCUCAACCCCAGACCAGGAGCCCAGCCCUACCCCACCCUCACCUGCAGUCUAGGCAUCAGGCACUGCCCCAAACACAGACCAGAGACCCAUCAUGCCAACAACUCCAACCUCAGUACAGAGCCCAAGCCAGACCAUCUCCGUCCCAGUCUAGGCCACUUUUGUCCCAGUCCCAAACACACCACCACUUUCAACGGAUACAACCUCAUCCCCAGUCCCACUCGCAGCAUACCAGGCUUCUUGCGCAGAACCUCGCAUCCCAGACAAACCUUAUCCCAACUCAGAAAAACCAGAACGAACAGCCCCAAGACCUGAGCACUACACGGCCCAGUCAAGAAAGCCAGUUCCAAAGAAGAGAGUCCAGCACAGAGGAUGUCCGGAUGGAGGGAAGAAGGGAGCUUACCACAUCAUCAGAGAGCAGAGAGGUUUUAGGAGGGGACAGAGGGUCAAACAGUGCGCUGAGACCUCCAGGACCCUCUGGAGUAUCUGGGCCCAGUUUUGUGCCUGGAGCAGAUAGCAGUGCAAGACUACAACCAGAGCCAGAGGAAGCAGGUGAAGGUAGGGAGCUUAGAGACAUUGUCCCCCAAUCCACCGUUCCCUGUCCCAGCUGUGAGGAAACUGUAGAUUCCCGGACUGCUGUCGGCGAAAGAGUGAGCUGAUCGGUCGGCCCGAUGAAAACCAUCUGACAAAGUGAGACCGGACCAGACGGAGAGGACUGUAACCAGGCACUUUACAGAGGUGUUAGUAAAGUUGUAGACGUAGAAACCAUUGCUGAGGCACAGCUGGAAACAACGAAAGGAACAAGACAAUAUGUGUGGGUGUGUGUAUAUACUUCUAUAAUCAAAGGCAGCUGUUGUGUCCUGCUAGUCUCUGUGUGUGGGGGGGACUAAAGAUCCACACUUAAAUCAUUACGCCAAUGAUGUUUCCUUCUCAAUAGAACAUGUUUUUCUUUAGUGUUGUGUCUGUUCUAUAGCUUUAAACUCUGACGCGAUGACCCCCAACUCGUAAAGACCGCCGUACGCCCUCAC